UGUGGAUCAACAACCGAGGUCAUGUGAGAAAUUCAAGAAUCAGAUCGGUCAAACAUUCUGCCAUAUUUAUAUGUCUACCUCUGAAGAAAUUCAGAUUUGGUGUUUAGUGUUGCUCAGAGUAUAUAGAUCAAUACCUUAAAGUUCGCAAUCAUGAUACCACUUCACACUAGCGUUGAAAGUCCUGUCACCACCAUAAAAAAUCCUCUACCGAAGCUUCUUCAAACGCCAUCUGGAUUGGCUUUGUUAGAGCUUCAGGGAACGAUCAACCUUCCAGAACCAGACAUUGAGGAUUAUGAGCUGGCGAGAAAUCCAGAGUCUUCACUGGAAAGUCUUCAAACUCCAAUUGGUCGUCUCAUCUUUCCAGAAUAUGACUCGGCAAAUCCAGAUAAUACCAAGUGGAUGAAGCGCGUUUACCUCUACGUAGGAAAGCAUCAAAGGCUCACAGGUGAAGUCAAGAAGCUUCCAAAGGCUUACGCAGUUAUUAGAAAGAAGGAAACCGGGCUGAAUUCCCUAACGAAUGGCAAUAUUUCAACGCGAGGUGUUGAGUCCGGUGCUGGGGACGAAUUGGAAAUUGUCGAAAUUGUGAAGUGGAAGAUUUUAUUCUCGACAAGACCCGAACCAGUUGGAGCUAUGGUUACUGGUGCUACUUGAAGUUUGGAAUAUCAAUUGUCUAUUGAGGAGAAGGAAGCAAGGGAGCAACGUUUACUUCUCCAAUAGCAAUCAUUACGUACAAUGGUUGUUGAAUAGGGCACUCGUGCUCGAGUUCUCUCAUGCCGCGGACUGCCCUAUCCCACAGUUAUUGUUCAAUGUUAGAUUGAUCUUGGUGUUCUGUGGUACAUUAUCACCGACAGAUAUUCCGACGAGUUAAUCGUGUCUUCCGCCCGAGCUCUUGCAACAAUGCUUGAGAGGAAAUAUAUGAUGAGAAGACAGGUGCGUCGUGUGCAUUUCGAUUUUGGUCUUGCUGGAUUUAGAGGCUGUUUGGAAUUGCUGCAUUCAGAGCUAUGGAUAAUAUGGAAUGAUAUGGAAUUGCUCUAAGGGUAACAGCAUUGUUUUGGCCUCUUAUCACUUUAUAUGUGAAACAGAGUCCAGUGAAUAAUGGAAGAGAUAUUCAAGUCUGCUUCGCUUCCUGAGGCCUUUAUAUAGAUUUUGAAGCUCAGCCAAACUCACAAGGACUUAUCUGAAGAGAGUAAUGAAUAUGAUUCAGAAACAAAUUGCUGAAAGCAAACAUGAGCUGGUACUGAGUCCUAAGAAUUUAGCAGAAAUUAUUCAAUCUUGAACUCACAGUCAUCUACAUCCAUUUAGUUGAGCUAUUUAAAGGUCUCAUUGUCCUACCCUUUCCCUACUUUCAACCUGCAACUCAACCUGCAACUCAAAUUCAACCCAACCUCCAACCCGACCGCCAACUUCACCUUCAACUCAAACAUUUCUUCAGACCCAAACCAUCAAACAAAGAAAUCAACAACGCAGCAGUACUUCAGAAAUACCUCAAUAUGAAAUCCAUCUUCAUGCAUCCUACACUUUUCAUAUCCCUUCUUAUGGGUGUCGGCCUAGGUGUUGCACAUAGUUUCAUGGAAUCCGAAACCGAAAUUCUUACAACAGCUCACCUCGAAAAAUCCUCAAUCACAGCCAUACCAACCCCCCUCCCCCUCAGUGUCCAGAAUAUAGCUGUUCUAGCUACUCUCUUAGCAUUUGGUAUCUACACACCUGCUGUUAUCGGUAUCGGCAUCAUGACUCGUAAUGUGCAAGCACACGCUUUGUCUGACUCAGGUGGUUUGAACUCUUCACCAUCAUGGGGGUCAAGCCCGCUCGAUACCAGACGGAGACGAAGAGCACACCCUAGAGAUAUCUCUGCUGCAACUCCUCGUACCGAAGAUGGAAGCUCAUAUCAUGUGGCUGAAGUUCUGAUUAGGAAGCUUGAAAAACUUGGCGGACAGGUAACUGGAAAGUAUCCCAGAUUCGAGAGCCCGGGACAUCUGCCAAAACUUGCUGCUUUGGGUAAAGAAAAUCAAAAGAAAGAUGAAUCAACAGAUAUUGAGUCACAUAAUUCAUUCACAAGCUUGAAUGAUAAAACCCCGUUUCCAAAAUCAGGUCUGCAUACUAAACCUUCCAAUUUUAAUAUCGCUAGCACUAAUGUGCUAUACUGCAGAUCUCAAAAUCAGGCAAAAUGACAAUAGUCUUCAAACUAAAGAGGUCUCGCUUGUCGCUAGAGGUUCGUGGGAAAGUCUCAUGCAUUGUUUUCUCCUUGCGGAAAAGUGGGAUGGAGAUGUACACGAUUGUGUAUAGAUACUAUGCUUCAUGGCCCGGCGAUUUGGACAAGCUAAUACUGAUACGUGCCAUAGUAUAGAUGUUGAAACCCAUCCAUAUGGUAAUAGGCUCCAGUCUAGAUUACUUGUUCCUAGAAGCCGCUGGCAAGAUUUCAUCCAUCUGUGCUGGGGCCUAGGGACACAUUAUGGCCCUGUCGCAAAGGAUUGUGGCAGCGAAUGAUACUACUUGGACGGGUAUAACGGUUUGGAUAUCUGUGGAUAGCUUGCUUG
Molecule: messenger RNA, 2534 nt
Organism: Sclerotinia trifoliorum
Lineage: Eukaryota; Fungi; Ascomycota; Leotiomycetes; Helotiales; Sclerotiniaceae
Source: the annotation of a GenBank genome assembly